AUGGCGAUUAAAAAGCAAAUAUCAAAAUUAUUCCAAAAAUGUGGUCUUAAAAAAUUCAACCUUAAAUCUUUUUACUCUUCACAUAAACCUAAGAAAGGUCAAAAUUGCGAAAAUCAAAUUCAUAAUAGUAUAGAUCAAAAACUUGAAAUAAAUGCGCAAGAAAAUAAUAGGAAUAGCGAUAGUAAAAGGCGCUCUGAUGAAAAACCAAAACCUUCUUUCGACGCUACUCUAAAUAAUAAUGUAGAAUAUCGGAAUCAUAACAGUGAAAAAGUUUAUCCUGAAAGAAAUGUAAGUAAAGAAACUCGAGAGGAAGAAGAUAUGCCAGGUUCAGUUCCAAUAAAACUAACCGUCGGAGAGAUGCAAUUCACAACAAGGCAACAGACUCUUUGCACAUAUCCAUCUUAUUUAUCAGAACUUUUUUUUAUCUUUCAAUCUCCAAAUUCCGAUUCCAACUCAAGUCCUUAUAGAGCUUUACAUCCACAAUUACCUUGGCCCGAUAAAUUAUUCAUUGAUCGUGAUGGAUCCUU
Molecule: messenger RNA, 527 nt
Organism: Dentiscutata heterogama
Lineage: Eukaryota; Fungi; Glomeromycota; Glomeromycetes; Diversisporales; Gigasporaceae
Source: the annotation of a GenBank genome assembly